ACUCCGAAAAGGAGUACCAUGAAGAAAAUCAUAUAAACAAACAAAAAUCACCGAAAUCCAUUUUGUUGCCGUAGCUGUCGUAAGCGCUCUCUCUCUUGCGGUAGAAGUUUCCAACAUUGAGACGUGAAUCACUAGCCCAAGUUGAACACCGAGUUAGAAGCUCCAUCCACGACUACUGCUUUUGACCAUUACCGUUUACAGUUUCUGAUUUGUGUUGUCAGUAUCAAUUUAUGGAGUCUCUUCCUUCGGAUAUCAUACUAGAAAUCGUUUCUCGGGUUCCAGCAGAAUCUGUUUGAGUGCAAAUUAGUUUGUAAGAAAUGGGUAACUCUCAUCCGUCGAAGAAACUUCACUGAUAUGCACCUCAAUCACCAGCUGAACCAUCUCUACUGUGAUGACGACGGCGGCAAUGAUAAUAUAGCUGCUAAGGUGGAGCCAUGUCUCUUUUUUGCAUGUCGCAUUGACGAUCCAGACAUCUCAAAAGAAUCUAUCAUUUACAAUGAGAAAUACAUUUACAAUCAACAUCUCAAAAGAAUCUAUCAUCCUCCUAUGCACAACGAAUUUUUAUGUGAUCACUUAGUUGGCUCAUGCAAUGGUUUGGUUUGUGCAUUUCAAUUCCACCAUUUAGUUUUAGAUCCCAUCUAUAUUUGUAAUCCCCUUACCAGAGAAUACGUUUAUCUUCCCCAACUAGUUGUCAAGAAAGAAGAGGUCGUUCCUGAUUUUAUAGACGGAGGAGAGGUUGAGAUGCAUCAUAAUACUGCAUGCGGAUUUGGGUACGUUAGGUCAACCAAUGAGUACAAGAUUGUUAGAAUCCAUUACCCAAAAAAUGCAGAAGGAGAUGUUGAAGUAUACACACUUGGCAGUGGCUGUGGGUGGAGAGCGAUAGGUAGAGUUCCCUAUCACCUGUCGACUCUGAGGGGGGGUAAGGGUACCUAUGCCAACGAUGUGAUUUAUUGGACUUCGGGCAACAAAGUUGUGGCCUUUGACUUGGCUGAUGAGGAGUUUCGAUUGCUAUCUGUGCCUCCUUGUAUGCAAAACCUUAAGCAUGGAGAUAAAUGUGGACUUGCAGUGCUAGGAAGGCAUUUGUGCCUUUACGUGGAUAAUAAAUUAUGGAAAUCUGGUCCCUGACGAGAAGUAGCAGCUUGAAGGGAACCUGGCGUAUGGAGUUCGAUAUUGACUAUGAAGCCGUAGUAGGUUCUCGUAAAAUGGAAUUCCGGCCGAUUUUACUUACAGAGAACGGAGAAAUCAUAUUCUUGUAUGAUGAAUGGCUUUAUUCUUAUGACACGAAAACAACAUUUUUGAAGAUGAUUUCCAACGAAGCACCAACUGAUUAUUUCGAAGACGUCGAUGCAAUUGCUCAUAUAAAUACCUCUGCAUCAUUGGAAGCCAUGGGAGAAAACUCAAAGCGAUACACAGUUCGUAAUCCAUUGGACGAUGUUAUUGAUGAUUUUAACCGAGUUGCUCUAGGUGAGGGAAUUGAUACUACGCGAUUCAGACUCAGGUGAUUAUGACUUGUCCUCUCAUCCUACGUAUAUUUAAUUGUGAUGCAAGGAUUGUUUUAUUUGAUAUGUUUAAUUAAAACUCUGUUGUGAGUUCUCUCCCUUCAUUUUAAUUACACUACAAGGUUCUGGA
Molecule: messenger RNA, 1629 nt
Organism: Papaver somniferum (opium poppy)
Lineage: Eukaryota; Viridiplantae; Streptophyta; Magnoliopsida; Ranunculales; Papaveraceae
Product: F-box protein At3g07870-like
Exons: 2
Coding region: 355-1125 (256 amino acids)
Source: RefSeq, a predicted model, not a curated record